Messenger RNA from Caenorhabditis briggsae, 2100 nucleotides. Bases 1 to 2100 code for a protein of 699 amino acids. The record is from RefSeq and is a predicted model, not a curated record. Lineage: Eukaryota; Metazoa; Nematoda; Chromadorea; Rhabditida; Rhabditidae. The transcript has 13 exons.
AUGGGAUAUCAAAAAACAGAAGAAACGGGUCAACUAUUCCAGUCUAGCCAGGAAAACUUUUUCAUUUUCAGAAUUCUCAAAUUUCCGUCGACGAUUUCAUAUGUGAGUUUUUCGACCAUUUUCGAAUCAUUUUUUUAUAUAUUUUUUUGCUUUUUCAGAAGAUCUCUAUUCUAUUUUAUAUCAAUAUUUUCUUUGGGCUUCUUUGUUUGUUUAUACAUAACGUUUGGAUGGCAGAAAGGUGGAGGAGAUUCCAUAACAGUAUCCCAGUCCCUGCCCAGCUACUCGAACUACUUCAACACUACAGUAACCCCUACAAAAACUGAAACCUCAGAAAAAUCGGAAAAAUCAGAAAUACAAAACGAUUCAAAAUACCAAGAUGAUUGCUCAUUGCCAGUGUUCGAUCCAUGGGACGAAACAAUAAAACCAUUUAUGGUAGAGGACACGAAAAUGAAAUUUUGCAAUAAAAACUUCAAACCGUUUACCGAAUUGGUGAAUGGAACGUUUCGAGUGGUAGAGGAGAAGGAGGGAAGGACUUGUAAAGGGCGAUGCCACACACUCCCGGACCUCACCGCUCCGUUCAAAGUCACCAACUGGUUUUCGCCAGGACCCACGGAUUGUGAGUUCUUGGAAGCAGUGUGCUGGGAAAAGGGACAAUUUGGUGAGAAAGAAGUCUAUGGAUGGAUUCAUACACAGAUUCUGCCGAACAAAGUUCCGAAACCAUCCAUUGAAAAAUCCGAGCAUCCAGAUGUUUUCGUUUUUGUUAUGGAUUCGUUAGCGUCAGGAAUGGCUAAAAGAUCCCUCCCAAAGACGCUGGAAUUCAUGAAAACCAAACUGCAAGCUGUUGACUUUCCAUAUUUGAGUCAAGUCGGUACUCGGAGUCAAGUUAAUGCAGUUCCACUCUGGUUUGGAAAACAAGUGGAAGCUGGUACCAUGAAAGGUGGAAAACGAAUGGAAGCCGAUUGGACUGAGGAGGAGUACUGUAAGAAUUAUUUGGAUGAUAAGCCGAAUAUGUUUAGAGACUUUUUGGAUGCUGGGUAUACGACAAACUACCUUGACAACUGGAUUGACCAAACUCUCACCCAUAAUCCGAUUUGCAAGGGCUUCCAACAUUUCCAUACAAAUCACACCUUCUUUCCGCUGACCCAUAUUCUGGAAAGGACCGUCUUAUGGGUCACCAAACAAAGUCUAAAAGGGACUCAAAUUUGUCGAGAGGUCCAUCAGGCAACUUUGGAGUACUUCGAUCAAUUUGUCAGAGCUUAUCCAGAUCGGCCAAAGUUUACAUGGAGUUGGUUUGUGCAUUUGGCACAUGAAAAGCUAGCUGGACCGGAUCGAGCCGAUCCGCAUUUUUUGGAAUUUUUCCAGAACAAUUUUGAGAUUUUCGACGAUGCAUUCGUAAUAUUUACUGCUGACCAUGGCUUCCGUGCCGGAUCCUUUGAAUUCUACAAAACCAAAAUUGGAGCAUUUGAGAAGCACAAUCCAUUUUUACAAAUUUCGGUUCCCAAGAAAUAUCGGGAUAAUGGAAUUUUGGAGGUUAUGAGGGAGAAUGCAAACAGAUUACAGAGUCAUUAUGAUACUAGAGCAACAAUUUUGGAUAUAUUGAAGUACCAACCAUCAUCCCAAUUCACGGACCACGCCACCCUCAAAAUCCCCGAUGAAAAAGGCAACUCUCUUCUUCGUCAACAACCUCUGACGCCUAGAAAUUGUGAACAUCUUCCGAUUCCUCAGCAAUACUGUAUUUGUCAAUCGAAGUCCACGGAUUUGACUGCGGACGCCAAGUUGUGUGAACGUCUUGGGAGAUCAUUUUUGGCUCAUAUCAAUUCAGAAAUCGAUAAUUUCAAGUUGGGCUCUUUAUGUCAUAAAUUUGAUAUUCAAAUUGUCCUGGAACUCGAUCUACACGCCUCUAGCCACGCCUCCAAGACCACAUACCAUAUAUCUGUGAAAACACAACAUCCUGCGCAAUUUGAAACGCUUAUCACUGAGGAUAAGGAAACGAAAAAAUUGACAUUUGAUCAAAUUGAGCGAUUGGAUCGAUACGGGUCAACUGCGGACUGCUCAAAACCGGUGCAUUUUACGAAUCUUUGUUUUUGUAAGACGAGAUAA